CAACAACAACAACAACAACAACAACAACAACAACAACAACAACAACAACAACAACAACAACAACAACAACAACAACAACAACAACAACAACAACAACAACAACAACAACAACAACAACAACAACAACAACAACAACAACAACAACAACAACAACAACAACAACAACAACAACAACAACAACAACAACAACAACAACAACAACAACAACAACAACAACAACAACAACAACAACAACAACAACAACAACAACAACAACAACAACAACAACAACAACAACAACAACAACAACAACAACAACAACAACAACAACAACAACAACAACAACAACAACAACAACAACAACAACAACAACAACAACAACAACAACAA
Molecule: messenger RNA, 369 nt
Organism: Sycon ciliatum
Lineage: Eukaryota; Metazoa; Porifera; Calcarea; Leucosolenida; Sycettidae
Product: ataxin-8-like
Exons: 1
Source: RefSeq, a predicted model, not a curated record